Messenger RNA from Trametes versicolor FP-101664 SS1, 1608 nucleotides. Its product is annotated as aspartate aminotransferase. The record is from RefSeq and is a predicted model, not a curated record. Gene Ontology annotation, cellular component: cytosol. The transcript has 10 exons. The coding region runs from base 183 to 1424 and encodes 413 amino acids. Lineage: Eukaryota; Fungi; Basidiomycota; Agaricomycetes; Polyporales; Polyporaceae. Gene Ontology annotation, biological process: L-aspartate biosynthetic process. Gene Ontology annotation, molecular function: pyridoxal phosphate binding; L-aspartate:2-oxoglutarate transaminase activity.
AUCGAUUUCUCCAGCUGCCUCCCCCUGCCCCCUCUCUUCAACGCAACAUCCAGCAGCAUACCUCGAGGCUCCCAGUCGACGCGCUCAUCUCGGAACAACCGUUUUUCACGUGUGUCGGUAACACCAACGAUCGCCUACCCCGCACCUCCGUGAAGUCCACCCCGCAGCCAAACGCGUCCAACAUGUCCACCACGGUCUCUGCUGAACGUUUCGAGGAGGUCCCCCUCGCUCCCCCGGACAGCAUCUUCAAGUUGACCGCUGCCUACCGGGCUGAUACCCACCCCGACAAGAUCAACCUUGGUGUCGGCGCGUACCGCGACGAUAAUGGCAAGCCCUGGGUGCUCCCCGUCGUCAAGAAGGCCACGGAUAUUCUCCUGAAUGACGCCACCCUCGACCACGAAUAUCUCAACAUCACCGGCUUGCCGGAAUACACCGCGGCAGCGGCGCGCCUCAUCUUUGGCGACGAUUCGCCCGUGAUCAAGGAGGGACGCGUCGCGAGCGUGCAGACCAUCUCUGGGACGGGCGCGAACCAUCUCGGCGCGCUAUUCUUGAGCAAGUUUUAUGGCUGGAACGACAAGCGCGUCUAUCUCAGUGAUCCCACCUGGGUCAACCACCACGCCAUCUUCCCCCAGGUCGGCGUGCCGGUCUCCACCUACCCCUACUACGAUCCGCAAACGAUCGGGCUCGCGUUCCCCGCGUUCCUCGACGCGCUGAAGAACGCGUCUCCGCGCUCCGUGUUCCUCCUGCAUGCGUGCGCCCACAACCCCACGGGCGUCGAUCCGACACGGGAGCAGUGGGGGGCUAUCGCCGACGUGAUGCUGGAGAAGGGCCACUUCGCGUUCUUCGACAGCGCCUACCAAGGCUUCGCGAGCGGGGACCUGGUGAACGACGCCUGGGCCGUGCGGGAGUUUGUAAGGCGGAACGUGCCGCUCCUGGUCUGCCAGAGUUUCGCGAAGAACGCCGGGCUGUACGGCGAGCGCGUCGGGGCGCUGCACGUCGUUGGCGCGUCGAAGGAGGCGGCUGCCCGGAUCACGAGCCAGCUGUCGGUGCUCGCCCGGGCGGAGAUCAGCAACCCGCCCGCACACGGAGCGCGCCUGGUUUCGCUCAUCCUCAAUGACCCCGCGCUGUUCGAGGAGUGGAAGCGCGACAUCAAGACGAUGGCCGGGCGCAUCAUCGACAUGCGCAAGGAGCUGCACCGGCUGCUCACGGAGGAGCUGAAGACGCCCGGGAACUGGGAUCACAUUGUGAACCAGAUCGGCAUGUUCAGUUUCACUGGGAUCGGCCCUACACAGAGCCAGGCGCUGGUCGAGAAGGCGCACGUCUACCUGACUGCGAACGGGCGCAUUUCGAUGGCGGGGCUGAACUCGCACAACGUGCGGUACUUUGCGACCCAGCUGGACAAGGCUGUUCGAGGCACGCUCUAGACGGAAGGGGGGGCAACGGUUGCGGGCGGGGAUGUAGGAAUGCACUCAUCUGGAAGGGAAAGGAGAUAGACAAGGAAACGAUUACCAGGAUACGGAGGCGGCGGCGGCGGCAGUUGUUGUAGACCGGGGACAGAGACGCCGGCGGGUGUAGAAUAGAGAGCGUGGGAAAUGACGUGUUGUUCCU